CAGCUCCAACCUGAUGGCUGAUGGCUCAGUGACCUGGAGCUCUUCAUGAACGCCGCUGCACGUCGUGGUUCCGUUAGAGGAGAAAUGGCUGCAGCUCUGUCCCGCGCCCUCAAACUACCCGGGAAGAAGGGCUCGGAGCUCGGGGAGUACGACCCUCUCACUCAAGCAGACAGUGAGGACGAGAGCGAGGAAGAUGAUCUGGUGCUCAACUACCCCAGAAACGGUCUCGGCAGGGACGGCUGCCUUGGUUCGGGUUCCUCAAAGAUGCGCGGUGGCAGGUCAGGAAGACUCGACGAGGCACAAGAGGACGAAGAGGAGGAAGAAGAAGACGAAUGGAGAGAGCGACUCCCCAGCAAAUCCAGGCAGGACAGAGACGACACAAAGGGCCAACAGUACUGGGGCCACAGGGACAGGACGGGGGAGGACAGAGGAGGGUCUGCUUCACUGGGUGGAGCCGGACUCGGGGGUCACAGCACUGACGCAGAAGAAAAAGCACUGAGGAAGAAAAACACCAUCAGAAGUGUGUUCUUCUUGGUGCCUCUGGUUAGUGCCACACUGGCUGUGCUGCUGUGUGCAUUCCUGAUCCCCUGUCAGAAGGGAGAGCUGAAGCAAUGGGAGCAAGCACUGGGAGACGCAGGAGGUGUCACUCGGCCUGCACUGGCGCUGUGGGAUGUCGAUGGUGAUUCAGUGGAGGACGUGUUGCUCGGUGUCACUGAAUGGACAAACGACACCCAUCUGACACAAAGGAGCAAAAUUUACAGUGCAGUGGCUUUGUCUGCUGUCAGCGGUCAGGUGCUGUGGAGGAAGGUCAUGGGCGAGUCUGUGAUGUCCAUCCAGUGUGGUCUGCAGCACAGCUCCCAGCCUUCACCCGUGUGUCUCCUCAUCAGUAAAUCCACCCUCAUGGCAGUGAAUGGCACCACAGGGAAGAAUUUGUCGUCAGUCCAGCUGAAGAACAUUGAAUCACAGGCCGUGUUACUUCCAGACCUGCAGGGAGACUCGGUUCCAGAUCUGCUCAUUGCCACCUUGCCUGCUGAUGAGACUUUGGAUCUGUCCCUGACGUUGAUCUCUGGCCUGACGGGGGCUCAGCUUGGACGUCCUGUGCCGUUUAACCUCACAGGACAAGGGAAACUUAUUGGUCCUCUGCUGCAUGAGACACAAAAAGGGGCAUUUUACAUCCUCCUUGGACUAGGUAAUGUCGAGGCCAUCUCUCUGCGUGAUAUUUACAUUCGUGCCAUGGGCAAAAUGCCUAUGAAACAGACUAUUCGGAUUAAGGAUCCAAAGUGGGAGGAAAUGAGGAAAACCAAUUCAUCCACCCUCAUAGACAUUUACAGAGGAUCCGAGCAAGUGGAGUUCAUGCUCCCCCUUGUGGCUGGUUUCGGUGACAACCGCAACAGCCUGGACACCGUUUCUAACCUGAACUACAGCAGAAGUGACUGGGUGCUGGUGUACGUCAGCAAACUGUCCGUGCUCAAACAGAGGGACAUACGUAAAAAAUGGACGUUCAACUCACCACCCAUUCACAGCCAACCAGCUCUGGGACACUUCAAUGAUGACGGAGUCCUUGAUCUGUUCUUUCAACAUUCAGCAAACGGCAUCAUGGAGGCUCAGGUCAUUGACGGGACAAUGGGGCGUCUUCUUUGGUCCGCAGAGUUUGUGUGUCCUCAUCUUGAUUUGCAAAUGUCUGCCAUUUCCACCUCGAGCGGCCAAGCAGCUUUCCUCUUUUGGGCUAGUGAGCCGAUCAAAGCACAGAGGAAUGCUACCAAGACAACUGUGGCGCCAGGUGUUUCUGCAGCUGAGCCCCUCAUCAGAAAACUCUUCCUGCUGCACCCUGCGUAUCCCACAAUCCUGCUGGAGCUCACCAGUACCACAGACACGGCAGUCACCUCUGCAGUGAGUUACCAGGACCAUGAGAAAGACGCCUCCUACAUCACCGUAUCCUCCCGGCCCACGCCUGACUCAGAGCCCAGCACUCGAAUAGUCAAGAGCAUGAGCCUUAGAGCUGCCAUCACCAAAGGACAAAUUGUCCGACUGGGGGAAACCGGCAAGUCGGGGACACCCAUUAAACCUAGCAUGUUAGAGGUCAACAAGUUCUUCAGCCAUCUGUCCUUCAAACGUCAGUGAUGAGCCACCACAGCUGCUAGAAGCGGUACAACUAAAUGGAGCACAUGUAUAUGAUGAUUAAGCUCUGCACAAAGAGGCACUAAGAAUCCAUUUGAGGCUGUUUACAUAUUCAUCAAUUUGUACAAAUUGAAUUUUCUUUUACUUGAGAAUAAGACGCAUUUGCUGUAAAAAGGUCAUUUGUAAAUCAGGGUUUUAUUUGCAUUGGUUUGGAUUAGAUUAUGUUUGUACAUUGAAAACGCUAAUUUAAUCUAUUUAAUUUGCAUAUUAUUGAAUGUUCAGGAUCCUGUGGACUUGAUGGCAGAGGAACAACUUUGUAUUCUACUGUUUAUUACUGACUGAAGAUGAAAGAACAUUGACAUGUGUUUACAGUACGCAUCACUAAUGUAUAACUCUAUCAAGGCCAGUGGUGUCGUCACCAUAUCACAAAGCCACUAUUUCUGCUCUUCACCAAGUUAAAGCUGUAGUAGGCAGGAUUGCUGGAAAAAUAGUUGCUUGUAGAGUUUUAUCCGUAGAUUAUUACUUAUGGCACUUUUGGUGCUUUUCCACUAUACAGUUCUGGCACUACUCGACACGGCUCGACUUUUACUCAGUUUGGUAUCAGGCACGUCGUUUGCAUUACUAUAGUACCUCCUCAACGUGGGCGGGGUCAUCAUAGCACUGCUGCACAAAUGCGCAAUGACGUCAUUUUAUGCACGACAAACUAGUGACAAGCAAAGUGGUUGUUUUCAGUGGAACUGAAUCAUUAGAAUCAGUUCAUUAAAAAGAUUUGUCAGCACUUGCAUGACCGGAGCACAGACUCGACACGUCCGACACACUCACUGGCUUUCCCUAAAUACACCAGACUCCUCUUUUAAAUAUUGAGAUUUUAGAAAUCGCUAAAUUUCGAAGAUUAACGCACGUUUUCAGGAUUUUUUAAGUGUUUUUUAACUGAUCUACAGUUCGGCUUUGUUCGGAAAAAAAAAAAGAAAAAGCACCAGGUACGAUCGCUAAUGGAAAAGCAAAAUAAACCAAGCAGUGUCAAGCUGCUCCGACCCAAGUCAUGCUAGAACGGUACAGUGGAAAAGCACCAGCAGGAUUACUAUUACAACAGCACAUCAUGUGUACUUAGGACACUCUCUGCCGAUGUAAUUAUACAUUUUAUUGCAUUUAUCCUCCGACUCUCUUUUAGGUUUUUUUGCAGCAUAGGAGGCUUUUGUCAGUGCUGCAGCACUAGAAAUUACCUGUAUCGAGAGCAGUUGUAGUGGAACAGCCUCUCACUCUGCAUUAGACAUUAUAUUUUGAUGGAGCGGAUUCACAAUCUUAAAUAAUCUUUUAUUUAAGAUUUAUUGACACUGGGGGUUUGUGUUUUCUCCAGUUAUGGAAUUAUUGAACAAUAAUUCCUACAAUCCUGCCUACCAUGCCUUUAUGUUGAAGCAUAUAGUGAGUCUUUAUUUAAGGUUGUACAGUAUUUAUUUAAUUGUUUUAAUGUUUUGAUCUUUCCUUUAGACUUUAUUUGUUAUAUAAUUAACCGCUGCUUAUUUUUCUGACUAUGUGGCCGCUACUGGCUUUGGCAUUUGGCAUGGCAAGCUGCAACUUCACAUAAUGAACAGAGAAAGUAUCGAAAACACUUCUGCUCCCAGUGUUGUUUGUUUCAAAUUCUUCAGUAUUCAGUAUUCAAGGUUUGAGGCUCCCACAACGGACAGAAGAGAAGUAAUGGAUGAUUAAAUCCAGAGGAGAGCAGCAUCGUUGCUGUUAAAUACUUCUAAAUUCUGUAUAACUUUUAAGGCCCACACCCAGAUUUGUACAAUAACGAAAAACACUGUAGUAAACAGAUAACAUUAAAGUCAUUAAUAAUCUA
Messenger RNA from Solea solea (common sole), 3958 nucleotides. RefSeq names its product family with sequence similarity 234 member B (gene fam234b). Bases 46 to 2121 code for a protein of 691 amino acids. The record is from RefSeq and is a predicted model, not a curated record. The transcript has 13 exons. Lineage: Eukaryota; Metazoa; Chordata; Actinopteri; Pleuronectiformes; Soleidae.